Sebastes umbrosus (honeycomb rockfish) is the source of this 2129-nucleotide messenger RNA. RefSeq names its product translocase of outer mitochondrial membrane 40 homolog, like (gene tomm40l). Lineage: Eukaryota; Metazoa; Chordata; Actinopteri; Perciformes; Sebastidae. The transcript has 10 exons. Gene Ontology annotation, cellular component: mitochondrial outer membrane; mitochondrial outer membrane translocase complex. Bases 142 to 1155 code for a protein of 337 amino acids. The record is from RefSeq and is a predicted model, not a curated record. Gene Ontology annotation, biological process: protein import into mitochondrial matrix. Gene Ontology annotation, molecular function: transmembrane protein transporter activity.
CAAUCAUCACUCAGGGUCACGAUCUGCCAUCCAAUCAGAACGCGUCUUGAGAAAAAAGGGGCGGGGCAAUAGCGUCACUCACUUCUUCCUGGUGUUACCGGAUUCAACUUCCGGCUGCAUCGUCCUCUGGAAAUCACAACAAUGGGCAGUGUUUUGGCUGCCAGCUCCCCCAACCCCCCACCACCUGCCUCUGGCGGUGCUGCUGCCGCCCCCGGGUUGACGGUGCCGCCAGGCUUCGGGAUGCCUCCAGUCUCUUCCAUUAUACCCUCAGGAGAGGAGCAGGAGGCAGAAAACCCUCUGCCUAACCCGGGUGCAUUUGAUGAGUGUCAUCGCAAGUGUAAAGAGGUGUUCCCUAUGCAGAUGGAGGGCGUCAGACUAGUUGUCAACAAGGGCCUUAGCAACCAUUUCCAGGUGAACCACACGGUGCUGCUGAGCACCACGGGAGAUUCCACCUACAGGUUCGGCGCUACAUACGUCGGAACAAAGCAGAUGGGUCCAGCAGAGUUUUUUCCAGUCAUGGUGGGAGACAUGGACAACAGUGGCAGCCUUAAUGCCCAGGUCAUCCACCAGAUCUCCAGCGGAAUACGAUCCAAACUGGCCUUCCAGACACAACUGAACAAGUUUGUGAACUGGCAAGGCGAUGCUGAGAUUAAGGGAGAAGAUUACACUGCAACGAUUACACUUGGAAACCCAGACGUCCUCGUCGGCUCUGGUAUUGUUGUAACACACUACCUCCAGUCCAUAACGCCGACUCUGGCUCUGGGAGGGGAGCUGGUUUACCACCGCAGGCCGGGAGAGGAAGGCACCGUGAUGUCGUUAGUCGGCAGAUACACAGGCAGUAACUACAUCGCUACAUUGACACUGGGCUCAGCGGGGGCUCACGCUUCAUACUAUCACAAAGCCAACGAGCAGUUGCAGCUCGGCGUGGAGUUUGAGGGGAGCACCCGCAUGCAAGACACCAGCGUGUCGUUCGGCUACCAGCUAGAUGUGCCUAAAGCUAAUUUACUGUUUAAAGGUUCCAUAGACAGUAACUGGGUAGUCGGUGCAACGUUAGAAAAGAAGUUGCUCCCGCUGCCGCUCUCUCUGGUCCUCUGCACCUUCCUCAACCACCGCAAGAACAAGUUCCAGUGCGGCUUUGGCGUCACCAUCGGUUAGACUUGACUGAGCGGCGGGUUAUCGACCCGCAGACCGACCUCACAGAACGGACAGACUCACCGUGGACGAGCAAACUAUGCCAUGUACAACACUGUGUGUCCCAUCACUUCAAUCCGUCUCUCCAUUAGGCCAUUAUCACGUUAUUGGUUUCAUCAAAUGAAGGUUAUAAUGUAAAUGUAAUGCAUUUAAUCCUGUAAGAUUAAUCGGCCUGAAUGAUCAGAAGUGAAACUAAUGAUGUGAUUGGUCGGGAAUUUGUUGACUCUCGACUCAAACCAAUAGGCUGUAGAAAGACGUAACACAUUAAGAGACAUUACAGAAUUACAGAGCUCUUUGUUUUUGUCAUUGAGUUCAGUGCCUGUCGCUCCGGUCUUGAAUUCUAUUCUCGUUUUGUUUUUUUACUGUAAAGUCUGUCUUGGCGUGCGGUGAAUGAAAUCGUUGUGCUUGUUUAAAGAGGAUUUAUUGGUUACAGACAUGUUUACCAGCUAUCAGGGGGGAGUGUACUGUACUGCAUGUCACGUUAACAAUCCAUCACUUGUUUUAUUGCCUUUUUUAUGUUACAUACAUAUGGAACAGUAUACAUAUGGCCUGUAUAUACCUCUUGGAAACUGAUAAAUACCAUUUCUUACAAAAGAAAACUGCACGUCUUUGGUCGUUUUCUUCAGUCCGUCUCGUCUCUGCUGGAUUGUGAUUUCAUAUGAAUUUCUUAAGGAGUGCUCAAGUCAGUUGAUUCCAGAUACCUCAGAACAUGGAGAUUAUAAACCCUAAAACUGUGUCAAAUUAGUACAAUUCUGACUAAAUAUUAUGUGUCACCCCUACCAACUAUAAUAAAUGAGAUUCAGGUACAGUUGCAGUUUUGUCAGUGGUCACAAAUCACUUUAUCUGUUGCCUUUUAUGGAGUCAUAGGUGUGCCAUAAAAAAAAUAAUAAAUCUGUAAAAGAAUAAGGAAAUUACAAAUAAAAUAAUAAUUGUAAGCA